Messenger RNA from Lolium perenne, 1024 nucleotides. RefSeq lists its product as uncharacterized. The record is from RefSeq and is a predicted model, not a curated record. NCBI's taxonomy places the organism in Eukaryota, Viridiplantae, Streptophyta, Magnoliopsida, Poales, Poaceae.
GGGAACAGGGUGCGGUUAGCGUUCCUUCAGCAAGUUUCUCUUCUCCGUAGUGGUGGUACACCGGCCGGCCGCUUCUUCUCUCUUCUCCGGCAGAGUCCGGCGAUGCGACUAGGACUGGCGAAGAAGAAGCAUCAUAUCCUUCUGCUUGUACGUCUACAGGCAGUUGCACUACAAAGGAGCAGGGUCCAGGGAGGAAUUGAUUCAUGGGGAACAUCAUCGACUCUCUGGUUUCAGGCUUCACCAAAGUCCUCGCCGACAUCCUCUCCAAGCCACUCGACUUCCUCUCCGGCAAGACUUGCAGCUCCGCCUGCGGCUCCACAUGGGACGUCGUCUGCUACGUUGAGAACUUCUGCGUCGCCAGCCUCGCAAAGAUGGCCGCCAUGCUCUUCCUCCUCUACCUAGUCUUGGUGUUCUUCUACCUUGUUUACAAGCUGGGCAUAUGCCGCUGCGUCUGCCAUGGGGUCUGCACAAUCGUCUGGUCCUGCAUCUCCUGCUCCUUCUCGGCGUGCAAGAACGGCUGCGCAAUCGCCUGUGUCAAAAUGAGGGAUGUCAGACGCGCACGGCGCAAAAGGAGGAGACGCUCGCAUGGCGACAUCGAAGAGAACUCAUACUUGAGUUCAAGCGACAGUGAGUCAGAGGAUUGCACUAGACACAGGACAGCGAGACGUGGUGAUAAGUCUGGGAGAUCAUUGUCACGGAGGUCAGGUGAUCGGAAGAGGGUUUAUCUGGAGAGGUCAUUGAGGACAAGGAACCACCGGGUCACGGUCGGCAUUGGCCGGCGGUGUGAGGUUGCGGAUGAGAAGGGGCAUGGGACAGUCCUUCAGCACCAUGGCGUAAAGGUGACUCACACCUCACCGUUUGCGCACAAGGGUAGUUGUAGGAGAGCAUACCGUGCAAAUUGAGUGGGAAUAAUCUUAAAGAUGCCCCGGUUCAGUUCUUUUAUGAAGAUCUAACUGUUCAAUGGAAGUCUCUGAAGAAAAAAUAGACUAAUUAUUUUCCUAUCUGAAAUGAGUAGCAAGACUAC